AUGAACAAAAAGCUUGGACUCCAGACAGAUGCUUCGGCUUUGAUACCGAAAAAGUAUCGGGGCGACGAUGAUGAUCCACAUUUCAUUCCCGACUCGCCUCUCAUCGACCGACAGGCACUUACCGCACAAGAGGAGGGGGAGUUGAAGCGCAUAUGCGCCUUGGUAUUGGCCAACGUACCACACUCCGACGACAUGUCGGAUGAUCCUCUCAAAUACAUUGCUGCUCAGAUUCAAGAAGGCAAAGCAGUGCAGCAGCAGCCCGAUACUAAACGUGAGCGGAAACCCGAACCAGCCCCCAACAUGGAUACCACAGCCAGCGUCACGCACCAAUUUCUCGACGUACGAGAUGACUCUGCGACACCCUCAGAAGGUUCUCACCGCGGCACCAUCGAUGCCACCGACUAUUCAACGCCCUUGACGAGCGCUGGCAUAACUCCUGGCGAGACAGCACGACGUUUCUCAGACGCCGCCCGGAAAUCCGUCAACAGCACCAAGAAGCCUGGCAGCAGUCUCCGAAAUGAAUCAACCACUGUGACGACUAAGAGCCGGGCGACCUCUUCUGGCGGCGUCCACAGAUCGAUCGAAGCAAAUAAGCCCUCAGCUGAAGCUGAAGCCAUCAAAAGGACUCUGCGAAUCGUGACAGACGGAUCAUCACGACCCCAAAGUGGCAAUACCAAAUCAAUGGAACAGCCUCGCCCCAUCAGAUUUUCGGUCCCGGACUUGAACAAAAGCCUCCCUCCACCUCCACCUGAGAUGCCUACACCCGAGGAACAGAAGCAGCCGCAUAUCAGCAGAUUGAUGAAGACCAUUCGCAAAAAGAAAAGCAUGACGACAGAAGGCAGAAGUUUCUCGACUGGAUCGACGCCUCCGCUGCCCUCCGCGACUACGCCGAGAACUCCAUAUCCCCAUUCUUCGACAACACCAGUAGCUGAGAAUGCAGCUCAGGAACCUCCAAGGAAGAAAUUCAGGAUACCUCUGUUCCACAGGAGACAACGUCUGGCGGAUGUCCUGGUUACUUGA
Molecule: messenger RNA, 1020 nt
Organism: Fonsecaea multimorphosa CBS 102226
Lineage: Eukaryota; Fungi; Ascomycota; Eurotiomycetes; Chaetothyriales; Herpotrichiellaceae
Exons: 2
Coding region: 1-1020 (339 amino acids)
Source: RefSeq, a predicted model, not a curated record